Messenger RNA from Exophiala xenobiotica, 3643 nucleotides. RefSeq lists its product as uncharacterized. The record is from RefSeq and is a predicted model, not a curated record. The transcript has a single exon. The coding region runs from base 141 to 2930 and encodes 929 amino acids. Lineage: Eukaryota; Fungi; Ascomycota; Eurotiomycetes; Chaetothyriales; Herpotrichiellaceae.
GCCUCGUGUCUCUCUCACUCCCUUCUCACUCGACUACUUCUAAUUCUCUCUUCCUCCAUCGUUUCCUCAUCAUCCCAAUCUCGCUGUAUGUACGCUCUCGACUCGGUCCAUAGGCAUCUUCAUAGCCAAGACUGUCCGUCAUGACGUCCCCCACACCCAGCCGUCCAAGCCUUCCGGCCUUUGGCAUUCGCGAUCUAAAUGGUCCAGAGGCUCCUCCGGGCGUCGUCCAGCUCCUCGACAACCAGUACGACACCACCAUCUCAGCCUAUCCUGAGGCUCUGUUAUCCUAUGUCGACGACGAUGACGGAGAGAUCAUCACCGUUGGGAGUUCUUUCGAACUUGGCCAACGUCUCGAGGAGCCUGCGAGGCAUUCCACCCUGCCUGUCAUCCCCGCACUCCGAACCUCGAACGAGUCCAGCGAGAAUAGGUUGAUGCACAUUUUUGACAUCAAGAAGACCAGUGCCAGUCUGGCUGUGUGGAGGGAGCACGAAGCAUACACCAGCAAGAUCAUAAGAGAGAAGACUACAUCAUCUGCAGGCUCCAGCAGCACCAGUCUAGCCUACCCUGCAUUAGACCCUGCUGGAGCCCCAUCGCAAGUGGAGGCCGAAGGGAGCGACAGAACGGACAACCAUGUGGACGAGGUCGCAUCCAUCGACGCCGAUACUGUCGAGCCAAAUGCUGCAGCGACCCAAGACUCGGGCACUACUGCUACCUCCACCUCCACCUCCACCUCAGCCUUCUCAGGUAAAAGCCUCAUUACACCACGAGAAGAACACCUGUCGACCAAGCUUGACAAAGCUUUCGUUGGAAUAUUUGACGGCAUAGAAUCCAGGCUCGGUCCGUUGGCUGAUUUCCUCGAGACAACCGCAGAUGGCCUUCGGAAACUGGCUGACAAGACUGCGAAUUCCGACUCUUCGGCCUUGGAAGAUGUCCUGGGCGGCUUCAAAGACAUCUUGACGCAGGUGGGAGAAUUUGGACUCGGCGUCGCUGCCACAAUCAAUGACGAGAUUGAGAAGAGCAAGGCUGGACAGGCCAGUCCCUCGAGUCAAAAUGCUCAUCAGCAGACGGUCGCACGACCAGGCGAGGCCCCAGUUUCUCAGCCGGAAAAGCCUCACGCUCCCUCCAAACCAGAUACGGCGCGCAAGAGAGUCAGCUUUGAUGCGUCUACAUCCUCGGCACAGAAGCCAAUGUCCAUUCCGGCUCCUCCAGUCCUCGAAUGGUGCAGCCUCAAUGGGGAAGGACAAAAGAGAUGUAUGACUCCUCAACUGACACACGCUUCAUCUACUAGACAUUCCAUCAUGGACAUGGAAUCCACCGACCCUGAUUUCUCUGCUCGCUAUCCGCCGUUGCUCAGUCCGCGGAAGGCCAAAAGUGUGAAUGAGUUGCAGAAGACGACUCAAGGUACAGCCUCUACUCUGUCUAACACAGCUUUAGGAUCCGCUGCUGUUCGUUACCCCAGCGUGAGGCAGCUAGAGCAGGAAGCUCGAGCUACUGCUUUCAAACUCUUAGCCGACUCAAAGUCUCGAGAAGAGACUCCUUGGCAACCUGAGCUCAGACCUAGGAAGAAUGACUCGUACAAGCCGCCUUCUGUUGAGGAGGAUGUUGAGACAGAGAAAUCAGCAACAUGCCCGCUCAAGACCCCAUCUCUUCAUCCGGACUCGCCAAUACCGCUGCCUGGUGCUUGGCCAGAAUUGCAGACCGAAGACAUGUCCGCUCUACCCGCUAACACGGGCCCCCGCUCUGAGACUGUGCGAUUGUCGCGGCAAAGCAAAGCUACAAGCCUCCAAAGUCGAGCUGGCGCUUCUCAACGCAUAGACCACCCCUCGAGCAUCCCGUACCCUCGACCACCGGUCUUUCCUGACGCUCUUAGGCGAAACCCAGGCUUCACUAGACGAAACCAAACUGUGUCCGGAACAAAUCCUGCUGCCAGACUCAAUGGACCUUUCGAUCCUCUUGCCCACUAUCCGUCCCUGCAGCCUCGUCCCCAGAGAUCUCAACCUGACCUGAACGGCUGGACGAGAACCGCGGAGAAUACCAUGAAACACAAGCCUAGUCUGCCUGCUUUCUUCCCCCAGCGCAGUGCAACCGUCAACUACACUGACCGUUACAUUCCCCGAUACGUCUCGCCGUCCGUCUACUUGGACCGUGCGCGGGAGUAUGCUGCAUCUAAGAAAAGUCCCAAGGACAACUGGUUUGACGGUCAUCAUAUGCCAGGCCCAAGCUAUGGUGUCCGAUACUUCUCGCCAUUCGGCGCCCGUGGUGAAACUAGCAACAUCGCGGCGGUUUCAACCAAUCAGCCAGAAGCGAAUGGUUCAACUCCCCAGUCUCCGCGCGCCGGCGUCAGUGAUGCAUCCUCCAACUCCGGGUCCCAGAAGUCAGCAGGCUUGUACCCGUCAGGGACCACUGCCUCGCAUGAUUCAACCAAUACAUCCACUCCCCCAGGUGAGCGUCUUUUGAGACCGACAUUUCUUGACCGUCCACUUCCAAAGGGUCCACUUCCACAUGCACCUGAGCCUCCAACAACUGGAACGCAAACAAACAAUUUCCAAAACUUCGUCGCCAGAGCUGCGCCUGAGCCAUAUGCGCCAUGGCCAGCUCUUUUUCCGGCCACUCGUCCCCCAUAUGUGCCUACAAGUUAUGCAACACCACAGUCCAACGGCGUACGCGGCAGCUCAAGAGUACCCCCAUCUGUACCCACCAGCUGCACAGCUGUCAACGAGUGCAUCAGAGCGCUAAAAGACAUGGGCUUUGGUACCACCAAAGACGAAAUGACGAGAUUGAUCGCUGUCGCCGGUGCCACUGCUGGUAACCUCGAAGAUGCCAUUGACAUGCUCGAGGAAGACCGUGAAGCUUCUGAGCAGUUAGGCUAUGUUAGCGAUGUUGCAACAAAUGGAUCAGCCAGAGGCGAGCAAGACGAACUGGAGAGCUGAGUGAACAUUGAAUAUCACCCGGAGAGUCCAAUUAACGCCCACGCAUGCAAUGGUCCUUCAUCACGAACAACCUCCGAUCUACGAUGUGUUGUGCGCCGGCUCUUGCAUCGUGAGCCUCGUGUGGAAAGGUCGUUGCCUCCGCCGAGCCCCUCGUCGAGAGCACGAUUUCUUUACAAAGUCGCUGAUGUCUCCAAAUGACUCGAUUGACACGCCUAUGACAUUCUACGGCCCAUCCGCUCAGCAGCCACCCGGCGCUCCGCUGAAAGGCAAGAGUCAUGCUCGCAGGCCAGUACUUGCAUUUCAGCCCCAUCAUUAUCAACAUGAGCUUCAAAGAUUCUUCGCAAAUGCUUUCUGUGCAAUGUAUCUCGGAUAUGUCAGGCCCAAUGUGUUUUAUGUUUUUCAAUCUGUCGGCGCGCGGUCCGUUGUCCGGCUCGGCCUCGAAUCCCACAACCACCACCCCAACGGCAACUGCACAGUAUGGCCUUUCUUAAACAGAACAAGACCUAUCGUUAUCAUUAUUGUUCUCAUUGAUUCCAGCUUGACACCAGCUGCGGAGUCUGGUGCACUGGCGGAGGGCGCAUGGCGCAUGGUGCUUCCGGCAACUCAGGGUUAUUUCUUUGUCAAGGGAAUCGUUCCAGGUCACUAUAGUGCUGAGGAGUAUUUCACGCAGGUAGCAAUAUCGUCAACGAAUGGAAUAUGCAAUGAUGACUCAA